Molecule: messenger RNA, 2076 nt
Organism: Acanthosepion pharaonis
Lineage: Eukaryota; Metazoa; Mollusca; Cephalopoda; Sepiida; Sepiidae
Source: the annotation of a GenBank genome assembly
AUGGCCUCUGAAGAAAGUGACUUAGAUUCUGUGGUCACAGCUCAUAGUGAUGCUGCCUCAAGGGAUCAUUCUGGAUUUUUUGAAGUUGAUAGUCUGUUUUCAAAUUUUGAAAAUUCUAUCUAUUCACCUGAUGAAGUUGACAGCAUUAAUACGCCAACAAAACAUCGGCAUCAACGAUACAAGGUUUAUAUUCGACACAACGAUUCAGUGGAUCAUUAUGAUGAGAAGGAACAAAGCCCUGAACCAAAUGUCAUAGAAAUUACCCACGAGUUGCAACAUAUCAGUUCAAAGCUGAAGGAUGAAAAUAAAUGGUUGAAUCAAAGACAAAAAGAUGUAAAAAAAAGAGAACAAAUUCUUUCAGUUGCCCAGAAGAAUUUCCAGACAAUUGUGGAUUUGGAAGUGAAAAGAAAGUUGGAUGUUAUUGAGAAGAGUUAUAAGGAAGACCUGGAGAAAUUACACUCUCAGCUGAAGGAAAAAAUGAAAGAUUACAAACGCUUGAAAGAAAACUUUGACACACUGAAAGCAGCCAAUGAUUCGUUAAGGUUAGAGGUGGAAACACUUACCAAAGAUCAAGUGAAAUCUGAAAAACAAAUCUCAAGUUUACAAGCACGUCUGACCAACCUGCAGCGUUUGCAAGAACAGAAUCAACGCCAACCACUGGUUCUUACCAGCUUGGCACCAAAGACAGUCUGCAACACAAGCUCAAAAAGCAGCACAAAAAACUUGAAAGAAUUUGGAGAAAAACAAGCCAAAAAAACAGCCACGAUGUCAAAAGCAAUUUUUUGUGUUUUUUUCUUUCUUUUUUCCUUUUUCUUUCUUUUCCUUUCUUUCUUUUUCCUUUCUUUUUUCCUUUCUUUUUCCUUUCUUUCCUUUUCCUUUCACUCUUUUUAUUUCUUUUUUCUUCCUUUCUUUUUCCUUUCUUUUCUUUUUCCUUUUUCCUUUCUUUCUUUUUCCUUUCUUUCUUUUCUCUCCUUUCUUUUUUUAUUUCUUUUCUCCUUUCUUUUUUUCCUUUGUUUUCUUCCUCCUUUUUUUGCUUUGCAUUGCAUGUAUGAAUUACUUCCGACACUUUUGGAUUGGGUGGUGGAUAUGCAGUUGGCCUCUCCCAUGAAUGAAGUCACUUCAUCCAGCAAAACUGCUUAUAGGUUAUGGCAAACAAGCAGUGCUUCAGUGGACAACAUGGAAAAAUCAGACCCACUUCAGGAACGUUGCAUGAAGAUAAUUCCAACUCUGGUUGACUUACUUAGACAUUUUCCCUUCCAUGCUGGUCAAAUUUCACUCCCUUGCCUCCAGUUUAUCCACUGGGCCAUCAAAUACCUUGAGGAACACAAUAGCCAAUCGAAAAGUGGUUUGGUAACCACCCUUCGUAGACUUGGUGAGGAGCUUUACCGUCCUCGGUGGGGAGUUGUCGUACCUGUUCCUUCAAAGAAUAACGAUGAGGAUGAUGACUCUUUGGAUAAGAGACAAAUCAACUUAGAAGCACCUUCAAACUCUUUGUCCACUGAUGAUAAAAAUAAGGAAGCACUGUACUUGAAGAGUCCUGACCUUCACAUUCGACUCCUUUCAUGUUUUAUCAUCCUACGGACCAUGACACAAGUCAACCUUCUUGCCAAUGUUCUGGAUGAGCUAAAAACUGAACUCCAAUAUGACAGUGCCAAACAAUUGUUUCUUUAUUACCAAGCAACACCAAUCAUUCUGCAAUAUCUGAAACCAGUCCACAAGGCUCUGGUUAGCAAUUCUAUCAAUGUCUUUCUGCCGCUGAGCAUGGAAUCUCCAUAUCUCCAGCCAUUUCUGGUCAGCUGUAGUAACGAGGCCUGGUUCCGCACUGUUGCACUUGUCUUGCGUACCACCAGCUUGGACAACAAAGUCUUCGAGAAACUCAGCAUUAUUCUUCAAAAGUUAUCUAAGAUCAAGAGCAACAAGAAACUUUUUGAUAUCUAUUCCAUCACAAACCUUAUCCAAGACCUGAGUCAUUCUAUGAACACAAGUGGCAGUCAUGAUCAUUCAUUUCUGGACCUGAAUUUGCGAUCUAUUCUUUGCAAUCUGUGCAUCUCAACAUCCAAAAUUGAUCACAGCUGA